Hipposideros armiger (great roundleaf bat) is the source of this 1504-nucleotide messenger RNA. RefSeq names its product hematopoietic SH2 domain containing (gene HSH2D). The transcript has 8 exons. Lineage: Eukaryota; Metazoa; Chordata; Mammalia; Chiroptera; Hipposideridae. Bases 226 to 1380 code for a protein of 384 amino acids. The record is from RefSeq and is a predicted model, not a curated record. Gene Ontology annotation, cellular component: cytoplasm.
CCCUGCUGACGUGUGGACCCUGAAUUGAAACCUAAGCUGUACAGGCGCAGGGCACAGCCAGAGCGAAGGCCUCGGCCUCCCAGGGACUCCCAGGUGAUGCUGUGGACCCAGAAAAUUCCAAAAAAACCUAGCCCUGGGCCCAGAUCCUGGGAGCCCCUAAUAUGGGGGAGACAGAACCAAACACAGACACUCUAGCUCCACGAGGACCUGGAAAUUAUACAGCACAUGUGGGACCACACAACGAGGUCACAGGUAGAGAGAGCAAGUGUACUUGGGAGAUAUCCUCCCCAGGAAGCCAUGACAGAGGCCAAAAAGCUGCCCCCACCGCUGCCCCCGCGACUGGACUGGUUCGUGCAGACACAGGUGGGCCAGCUGGCCCAAGGAGGGAUCCCUUCGUGGUUCCACGGUGCCAUCUCAAGACAAGAUGCAGAGGACUUGCUGGAGUCACAGCCACUGGGAUCCUUUCUCAUCAGGGUCAGUCACACGCAUGUGGGCUACACACUCUCCUACAAAGCCCAAAGCUGCUGCCGCCACUUCAUGGUGAAGCUUUUGGAUGAUGGAAGCUUCAAGAUCCCUGGGGAGACGAGAACCCACGCCUCACUGGAUGCACUGGUCACCUUCCACCAGCAGCAGCCCGUGAGGCCACACGGGGAGCUGCUGAGGCAGCCCUGUGGGCAGAAGGAUCCAGCAAACGUGGACUAUGAGGAUCUUUUCCUUUACUCCAAUGCGUUAGCUGAGGAAGCUGCCAGCCCAGCCCAUGGCCCCAGUGAACAUCAGAGUUCUUCCUCCCGACCUGAGGCUGCACCCAAGGAGGCCUCUGCAAAGCCAGUCCUGCUCCAUCGGCCAAAGGAAAGGAAGCCAUCAGUAGAGAUGGGCAGAGUGCCCACGGAGGAAGCCACUUCCUCCUGUCCCCCCAAACUCCCUCUUGAAGAGACCUGCCACAAACUGUGGAAGAACCUCAAGGUGCUCCCCCAGACGGGCAAGAGGGUCCAGCAGCAGUUGAAAUCCCACCUGGCAGCUGUGAACUUGUCAUCACUCCGGAACUCGAGGAGCUUGGAGGCGACUCACAACUCAGGAGCUGGGGCAGGUGACGUGGCUAGGGACCAUAACAUCUGCACAAACCCCUCUAUGGCCACGUCCCUCACAAGCCCCUCACAGCCCCAGGCUUCAAGAGACAGAGAGGACUCCUCCAGGAAGGGCUCAAGGCCGGCAAGCUGGAGCGAGGAGACCCCAAAGGCCAGGGGUUGGCACCAAGUGAUAGAGAGGGCCCUGUCCUCACAGGUGUCCAAACCGGAGUCGAGGGGGUUGACAGAACCCCAAGAGGACUGGCUCCCCGAGGAGUACCGCCCACCACCACCCUUUGCCCCUGGAUACUGCUAGAAAAGACAUUCACCUUGGCUCUGGGACCAUUGUGGUAAGGGGCUGCUCACACUUGGACCCUUGGUUCUUUACCCACUAGCCCUCUAGAACCUGAGAAACAUAAUAAAGACAUUGCUGGAGUCUG